Diuraphis noxia (Russian wheat aphid) is the source of this 576-nucleotide messenger RNA. Its product is annotated as putative nuclease HARBI1. NCBI's taxonomy places the organism in Eukaryota, Metazoa, Arthropoda, Insecta, Hemiptera, Aphididae. The record is from RefSeq and is a predicted model, not a curated record.
AUGAAUGGAUAUUGGAUGUCGAAACCGAAUAAGGAUCAAUGGAAAAAUAUUGCAGAACGUUAUGAAUUAUUGUGGAAUCUCCCUAACUGUAUAGGCAGUAUAGAUGGAAAACAUAUUCGUAUAGAGAAAUUACCGAAUACAGGUUCCAGUAAUUUCAAUUAUAAAGCCUACCAUUCCAUAGUAUUAUUGGGGUGUUGUGAUGCUGAUGGACUUUUUACAAUGGUCGAAACCGGAUAUGCCGGUAGGAACAGUGACGGUGGAAUAUUUCGGGCUUCAGCAAUGAAAUAUCAUAUAACUCACUCACAACUUGAUAUUCCACCACCUUCAAAGCUACCUUAUGAUACUAACAACUGUAAAUUUCCUUACUAUUUUGUAGCAGACGAGGCGUUUCCAUUAUCAAAAUUUCUAAUGAGACCCUACCCCAGACGGACUCUAGACAACAUUAGAAGAGUAUUUAACUACCGAUUGAGCCGAGGAAGAAAAACUAUUGAGUGCACAUUUGGAAUGAUGACGGAAAAAUUUCAAGUGCUGAGUACCGCCAUUCGUUGCCGAGAUGUUGAUAAAGUCAAUAAUAUC